AUGGGGGGCGGUGCAGGCGUAGCUGGAGUUGGCGGCGGAGGUGGGCAGCAGCAACUACCUACUCCCCAACAAAGAAAUUUCAGAAAAAUGGGUGUCAGCCCUGGCAUGCAGGUGGCAGCUGCUACCGGCCAGCCCUUAUUAGCGCCGGCGCCCAUGCAGCCCUUCGUGCCGUAUCCCCACCCGCACCCAGGCCCCCAUCCCGCACCUUCUGCUCUGCAAUACCAGCAUAUGGUCCGCAUGUACCACGGCGGUGUCGGCGGCGGAGUGGGCGGCGUGGGGUCAGGCGUGGGCGGCGCGGAGGUGGGCGGCGGCGUGGGCGUCCCCGGCGUGGGCUACGCGCCGCCCCCCGCGCCCUCCCCCGCCGCGCCCUCGCCCGCGCUCUACCCGCCGCCCUCGCCCGCGCACACGCCGCACCCGCACCCUCACCCGCACUCGCACCACCACUACCAGCAGCCACAGUUCCAGGUGUUGUGUCUGGGUCCGGGCGGAACGGCGACGCACCACCACCACCAUCCCCACCAUCACCCCCACUUGACGUACCUGAACCACGCGCCGCCUACUGCCUCACCGCCGCAACCACACCCACACUCCAUACAGUCGUACAUCUCGCCAUACAUGCUCGCAGGUUGCGAGUUCAACACACCUGAAAAAUCUGAAGGACAGCACCGAUAA
This is a messenger RNA of Arctia plantaginis, 672 nucleotides long. The record is from the annotation of a GenBank genome assembly. Lineage: Eukaryota; Metazoa; Arthropoda; Insecta; Lepidoptera; Erebidae.